Messenger RNA from Ilex paraguariensis (yerba mate), 321 nucleotides. NCBI's taxonomy places the organism in Eukaryota, Viridiplantae, Streptophyta, Magnoliopsida, Aquifoliales, Aquifoliaceae. The record is from the annotation of a GenBank genome assembly.
AUGGAGAGGGUCUACCCAGAUUGGGUUUGCUCAAGACAUAUAGAGAGGGCAACCGAAGAAGAGAGUGAGGAUAGAACACAGCUGAAUCCAUUGUUUGCUGGUGAAAUUUUCCUGGGAAAAAUCUCUGGAGUAUUUGCUCAGGAAAAUCAGGGAUUCUUGAGAAUCUCAAACGAUAGAUUCACCCCAGAAAUGAUAUGGGUAGGCCCACAAAUGGGUAUGUAUGAUGUAUCUGUACACGUAUUCAAAGGAACUCUUUCAUUCCACGCGUUUUUUGGAGAUUCAUUGAAACGCCGCCAUGUUUCAUUCCACGAGUUCUAUUGA